GUGGAAAAUACAAGCAUUGGCUUUUAUUAGAUGUACAUAUAGAGUCAACUAUUAUAGGUUCUAUUUACCAGAUCUAUAUCUAUAUAUUUACAUCUAUAUUUAGGCAUAAUGUUUAUAAAACAAAACAGUAAACCCAGUAUUAUUAGGAUACAUAUAUCCCUAUAUCUAUAUAGAAUGUUCUACUUCAAAAUGGAUAGAUAUAACACAUUAUAAUUGAUAAACUAUCGACAAUAUCAUCAUCAUCAUCAUCAUCAUCAUCAGAAUUAUUCUUGUUUCUACAUAGAUGUAAAUAGAUCUUUUCUUUUUUUCAUUUUCUUUUCUUUUUUUUUAUUUUGAGGGGGGCGGGGUUGGUGAAUGUAACUUUUUUUCUUUUCUUAAAUGAUUCCAUCAUCGAAUUGAAAAACAAAACAAAAUGAGUAUGAUCCAACAUUUUCAUAAGAGAUCCGAUUUGAUUAGGACCAUUCUAUCGAUUAUAAUGAUUUGGUGUAUGAUUAUGUUAAUGGAUUUAUCCAAUGGUCAUUUACUGAUGAAAGAAGAAAAAAUUUCACGGAAAUUAGUCAAUUUGAUUCAUGCCACAACAACAAAUGAUUUCAAUCUAUGUACAAUUCAUUCACGUCAAUUACAAUAUUCGUUAUGUACUACUUAUAAUAGUACUACUACUACUACUACUACUCAUUAUAAUGAUAUUCCAUCAGCAGCAGGAGCAGGAACAGGAGCGUCGUCAGCAUCAUCAGCAGAAGGAUCAGGAUCAUCAACAAUGAAUAAUUUAAAUGAAACAUUCUAUCCAAUAUUUCAUCAUUUAAUCACACAAAACUCUUUAACACAAAAUUUCUUGCAUGAUAUAUAUAGAUCUGUGCAGAUUAUGAGAAAUUUCAAUCGUUGGCAUAGCAACAACCACUACCACGACAACUACAACCACAACAAUCAUGAUACCAGGAAACAAUUAGAAGUCUAUUUCUUUCAUUUAUUACAAUUAAAUCAACCAAUUGAAUUUUAUAAUCUGAAAUUAUUCAAUAAUUUCAUCACUAUGAAUGAUGAUUAUGAUCAAAAAUCCAAUUUAAUUGGUAUUGGUUAUUGUUUCAAUGGGAUAUUAAUGGCUUAUGUCAAUAAUCAUACUACUACUACUAAUAGUAAUAAUAGUAGUAUUAGUAGUAGUACUAGUGAUUCCUCUGAUCGUAAUUCUGUAUGUAGUCAAUUUGUAUUGAAUGUAGAAUUAUUUGAUAAUAAUAAUGAUAGUAUACGGUUUAAUGAUUAUGAAUAUGGAGAAUUUUCAUCCUUUUGGGCACCAAUUCAAUGUGAAUCUAAUUCAAUCAUACCAAUAGUUUUACGAUAUUUUAUUGAUACAAAAGAAAAAAGUUUAUUUUUCGAAUUUGAUUUGAAGGAUUAUACUAUUGAUCAAUGUGCUUUGAAUAUAAAUCGAUGUGGAGCAACAACACGAUGUGUAUACAAAAAAUAUCAUCCAUAUGCAUUCAGUAUGGACAAUUAUAUGUGUGAAUGUUCUCCAGGUUAUUAUACUGACAAUAUAGAAAAUGGUUAUCCAGCUCCAUUAAUUGAAUCAAAACUUCAAACAUCUUUAUUGAAUGAUGAAUCGGAAUUACCAAGAUUUUAUUGUCGUGCAUGUCCAACUGGUUGUUUGAAUUGUAAAUCUAAUAAAUUAUGUCGUGUACAACUAGACUAUAAUUUACUCAGAGCAGUUCCAUUAGCUUUUCAAACUUUUUGUAUUACAAUAUGUUUGUUGUUUGGGAUAGCUAUGUUUAAAUUACGUAGAGCCCGAGUAAUUAAAAGUGCUAAUCUUGUACUUAUGGAAAUUAUGCUUGUAGGCGCGAUUCUCUUAUAUUCAACCAUUGUUGUAAUGUAUUUUCCUGUCAGUGAUAUCACAUGCCUUAUUCUUCCAUGGUUUCGUGAAGUUGGCUUUUCAGUUAUGUAUGGUGUAUUAAUCGUAAAAAUCUAUAGGGUUCUAUCUGGUUUUCAAUCACGUAAAGCUCAUCGGGUUCAUGUACGUGAUAAAGAUAUAUUAAAGUAUUUAGGAUUGUUUAUCAUAUUAACAUUCACUUAUAUGAUUGCAUGGACAGCAAUUAAUUUAGAUUAUAUUAGUAAUCGUUCAUGGAUUCAAGAUGAUCAUUCAAUAAUCAAUAAUAAUCGUCAAUUGAAUAGACCAAUUAUUAGUAUGAAACAAGAAGGUUAUAUUAAAAUUAAAAAAAUCAAUAAUCAUAGUUAUUUGGAUCAUCAUAAUAAUAAUGUAACUAAUAAUAUUCAACAAAAUAAAUUCUUCAAUGAUUCAGGAGAGGAAAUGAUCACUUUUGAAGUUUGUCGUGCAAUGUCAUGGGAUGUUGUAGUUGAAUUAGCUGAAUUCAUUAUCUUAGCUAUCAGUAUACAUUAUUGUCGUCUUGUACGAACAGCACCAUCUGAAUACAAUGAAACACAGUAUAUUGGUGUGGCUUUAAUUAUUGAAAUGACAGUAUCUGGAUUUCUAUAUUUAUUAAGACAUUUCAUAUGGUACAGUGUUCAUCCUGAUUAUAUAUUUCUGUUAUAUUUUGCCCGAUCUCACAUAACUGUAACAGUGAAUCUUUUAUUGAUUUUUGUACCAAAGGUAACCUUUUUAUGUCGUUCAUCAAAAUCAUUAUGUAAUACUACUCGUCCACGUGGUUCACCUGGAGCUCCUUAUCCUGGUGAUCCACAUUUACCUAGUGGUGGAAAAUUGAAUUUAGUAUCAAAUGGUGAUCUAGAUAUUGCUGAUGUGAACUUAGCUGAUAUGGAUCCUGAAGUAAUAAGGCGUGAACUAAAACGUCUUUAUACACAAAUUGAAUUGUAUAAAACCAAAGCAAUGCGAAAAGAUAAUCCACAUAUAAGUAAACGUAGAGGGGGACGAAAACAACGUCGAUUCUCACUACAACCAUUUCAUAAACGACAUCAUGGACAAACUUCAUCUAGUAUAAGUGGUAAUGUUAUGCCAAAUGAUACAGGAUGUUGUUGUACAGAAUGUCAAUCAUCAAAAUUUACUAUACGAUUAUGUCCACAUUCGUGUAGUCGUCAUUUAAUUCAUAGUAGUAGUAGUAGUAGUACAAGUCAUAAACAAUCACCAAAUGAUAAUAGUAAUAAUAAUAAUGGUGGUAAUAGUGGAAUAAAUCGUUCAAAUUAUACAACAAUAUUACAUGAUGAAGAAAUUUCUAAAUUAUCAGAAGAAUCAACAAAUAGUGGUAUAGAUGAUCAAUUAUCGAUUAAUAAUGUAGUAUCAAUUCAACAACAAUCAAAAAAUCAAUUAUCUAGUUCUAUUCAUUCAAAUGAUAAACAAAUUAACACAUUAUCAACAAUCAAUAAAAAUGAGAAUAAACGUUCCAAAUGUAAAUCAAUUAAUGAGAAGACAAGAUAAAAUUCUACUUUUAAUAUUCAACCUUUAACCUGUGAUGAGAAACAUAAGCGAAGAAAUUCAGGCAGUUUCGAAAACAGGUAUAUAUAUAUAUAGAGAGAGAGUUAUACAAAACCAUCAUUGGUCAUCUUUCAUAAACCUCUAUUCUACCUAUGUACGUACGUAUGUAUGUAUAUAUAUAUAUAUGUGUGUGCGCUCAUACAAACGCUUAUAGAUGUACUUUUAAUAAUAAUAAUACUAAUAAUCAUAAUCAGAUGUAUCACUGUUGCUUUCUUCCUCUACUUUGAAAUCAAUCAAAUCUUCUUCAAUAAAAACCAAAUUCAUUUUGUAUGUGAUGAAUUACUGAAACCUUUUUUGUUUCUUUGUUUGUUUUGUGUCAAACUAUUCCCGAGUGGAUUAAAUUUAUUCAUUUUAAUUUAUUGUAAUUAAUCAAUACACAAUUAUAUAAUCAAUCAAUUAAUCAAUCAACCAAUCAAUCAAUCAAUCAAUCGAUCGAUUAAUCAAUUUACUUUGAAUCAAAUCAAUUCUUGUUUGUAUCUUUUGUUUGAUGUAUUUUAAAAUCAAUCGAUCAAUCAAUCAAUCAAUCAAUCGAUCGAUCGAUCCAUGAAAUGAUAAUAAUAAUAAUAAUAAUCAAUUAUGAUGAAUAAUUUCCAUUGUCUUUAUGAUCAAAUGUUUACAGCUUUAUUAUUAUUAUUAUUUCAGUAACCAUUAUAGUAACAAUUAUAUCUAAUCAAUACCAAAUACAUCAGAAGACAAAGUGUUCAUCGAUUGAUGAAAAAAAAACAAAAAAAAAGAAUAAUAAUGAGAAUUUUGUAAAUAAUUUUAUUUUAAUCCUUUAUGUAUUAUUUUCUUUCUUUUCUUUUUCUUUUCUAUUUUUGUUUUUUGUCUCUUUUACUUUUUAAUGAUGAACCAACUUUCUUAUAUUUCUAUUAUGUCAUAUAACAAUAAAAAACAACAAUGACGACGACGACGACGACAGCAACAACACCAACAACAAAGAAACGAUUACACCAUUCAAAGUUAAAUCUAAUUGAAAUAUUAUCAUAUUUGUCAAUAAAAUGAGGAUAAUUAUAGUGC
Messenger RNA from Schistosoma intercalatum, 4444 nucleotides. Lineage: Eukaryota; Metazoa; Platyhelminthes; Trematoda; Strigeidida; Schistosomatidae. The record is from the annotation of a GenBank genome assembly.